AUGCAUCGACGGCGAUCAAUUGACGACGACGAAAUGUCGCUGCACAUCACUGACUACACCACCGCCAACGACAGCGCGCGUGAAAUCGAUUGCGUUGACGAACCAAUCAAUCGGUUGCUGAAACGAUCGCUGUCACCGCAGGAUGGCGUCACACCCUAUUAUCAAACAAAAUCCGCCAUAGAAAAGAAGACGGACGUCGUUCUAACGCAAUCGUACGUGCCAACGACAGUCGUGACCCUGACGAACACCCAUUUGCUGUCCAACGACGGUGAUAUAAUUCGGAUGAAGACAAUUCGUAAUCGCGUGAAACCAAUGAGCGAUUUGGAGGACGAUGAUGACGAUCUGCUUGACAUUGACAGUGAUACACCACCACGUGUCUACAUUACAAAGAUCCUUUCGAAAGGAGAAGAGCCGAGCACUCGACUCUUCGAAGAAACGCGUCUGCUGUGGGAAAUGAAUGAACUGAAUUACACCACACAUAUAACAGCUCUAAAAACCACUAUGAUGACAGAAUUGGAACGAAAACAUAAUCAGGAUACGGCUGCCAACUCUGUUGCUCACUUUGUGAUGCCAUCGACGAAGCAACAGUCCACGACAGAAACCCCACGGAACAGCUUCUAUGCCUCCCAUACGUUGUCAACAUGGAGACUGACACCCAUGUCUUCAACUACCAGCACUACCUCAAAUAAGAUGCCGAAUGCGAAAUCACCUUGGCUACCGAAAGGAGUUCAAACUGAAGCAGAGAAACGUCUAGAAAAUGGAAAAAUUCCAAUGGGACAAACGUAUGUUAGGAUUAGUACACUCGAACAGCUGAACAACUUGCAGCCGACGCAACCAGUGACGUUACACCAAGCUCAGACAACACCACGUCCUCGUCCAGUCAAGCACGGCUUUGAUCGGAGUCUAGACGAGGCGAUAGACGCAGGUGUGCUCAGUUAUCCACCGGAGAAGGCCGAGAAAGAAGAGAAACACACCCAUGCUACCAAUGAUUUCCUGACACAUUUGGCGACGUUCUCCUCAUCGGCAACGUGUAUCGCGCGAACAAUAUUCGAUUUGUGGAGUGCUAGUCAGCUGCUGGCAUUGUUUCAGUGCUUGAUUGGAGUCUGUGCAGCUCACCGUAGUCUAUUCGUCUCUCAUCUUGUCCUCGACAUUCUUCUGCUCGUCAUCGGUUUCAUCUAUACAAUCACAAUGAUCGUGUUCUCCAUAGUUCUCUAUCUACUCAUCGGCGAAACACCAAAACAGGUUCUCUUCAAGUGGAUAUUAUUCGCGCUUCUUCUGGAUGCAAUUCUUUUGCUGUACGGGUGUCUCGUCAUGAUUUCACUUCGCUGUUGUGAACGGAUUGUUCAGAGUCGACUGUCAAUGAGAAUGGAGAAGCAUUUACUUCAAGCUAAACCACAAUCAGUUUGA
Molecule: messenger RNA, 1407 nt
Organism: Angiostrongylus costaricensis
Lineage: Eukaryota; Metazoa; Nematoda; Chromadorea; Rhabditida; Metastrongylidae
Source: the annotation of a GenBank genome assembly